Molecule: messenger RNA, 2697 nt
Organism: Letharia lupina
Lineage: Eukaryota; Fungi; Ascomycota; Lecanoromycetes; Lecanorales; Parmeliaceae
Exons: 2
Coding region: 1-2697 (898 amino acids)
Cellular component (GO): cell periphery; cell septum
Molecular function (GO): chitin synthase activity
Source: RefSeq, a predicted model, not a curated record
AUGGAUCCUCGCCAUGCUGGUCGGACGCCUUCUCCAGGACAGCCCCUCCAUGGCUAUCAGCUAGAAGACGGACCAUACAGACCGCAACAGACCCCAAUACAGAUGCAGAUGGGGCAGGGCGACAGGUUGGCGGCGCAGCCUACCUACUCUGUCCAGAACAUCGGGAACUCAUACAACCACAAUGAGCAGUAUGAAGCGCAGAAUCCAGUUUCCGCUCAUGACUAUGGUUAUGGGGGAAGCGAAUAUGCCAUCUCUCCAGAAGACCACCACGACCAGUACUUUACGGAGCCGUAUGAGCCCCACCCACAAGAUCAGGCACAAUACUACGAUGAUAAUGACCAUCAGCCCAUAUUGCAGCCCGAUAACCCAUACGGGCCAAACCCGCACUCCCCUGGACCUGGUCUAAAAAGCGCCUACGAUGGUGUUCAACCGGGCCCAGCUCCCACCCCCGCGCCAAUCAGACGAUGGAAGACUGUGAAGGAAGUUCAGCUCUUCAACGGGAAUCUUGUCCUCGAUUGUCCUAUACCACCCAAGCUGUUGAGCCAAAUCCCGCAUGCAGAGCCCCCAGAAAGAGACGAGUUCACACACAUGCGAUACUCAGCAGCUACCUGUGACCCUUCGGAGUUCUACGACUCGAGAUUCACGCUGCGGCAGCGGCUUUUUGCAAAGCCCCGACAUACGGAGCUUUUCAUCGUAGUCACUAUGUACAACGAAGAUGAAUUCUUAUUUGCAAGAACCAUGACCGGUGUGUUCAAAAACAUCGAGCACAUGUGUUCACGGACGAACAGCAAGACAUGGGGAAAAGAGGCCUGGAAGAAGAUCGUGGUGUGCGUAGUGAGCGACGGACGUGCGAAGAUAAACCCACGGACGAGAGCUGUGCUAGCAGGUCUUGGGGUGUAUCAAGAUGGGAUUGCCAAGCAACAAGUUAGCGGCAAGGAUGUGACAGCACAUAUCUACGAAUACACCACCCAGGUGGGUAUAGAGCUGAAAGGCAAGACCGUCCUACUCAAACCUAGGGGAGCCACACCUGUGCAAAUGGUAUUUUGCUUGAAGGAAAAGAAUCAAAAGAAAAUCAACUCGCAUCGAUGGUUCUUCCAAGCCUUUGGUCGUGUCCUGGACCCCAACAUCUGCGUUCUCUUGGAUGCAGGAACGAAGCCGGGAAAGGAUUCUAUCUACCAACUGUGGAAAGCCUUCGAUCUAGAGCCCAUGUGCGCUGGCGCCUGUGGCGAAAUCAAGGUCAUGUUGAGUGGAGGUAAGAAACUCCUCAACCCGUUAGUCGCCACACAGAACUUUGAGUACAAAAUGAGCAACAUACUGGACAAGCCGCUCGAGUCAGCUUUUGGCUUCAUUUCUGUCUUGCCUGGGGCUUUCUCUGCCUACCGCUAUAUAGCACUGCAGAAUGACAAGACCGGUCAAGGCCCCCUAGAGAAAUACUUCAAGGGUGAGAAGAUGCACGGUGCCAAUGCUGGUGUCUUCACAGCGAACAUGUACCUGGCCGAAGAUCGGAUCUUGUGCUUUGAGCUAGUAGCGAAGCGGAAUUGCCGAUGGAUUCUCCAAUAUGUCAAAUCAGCUACGGGCGAAACAGAUGUACCAGACGCCAUGGCUGAAUUCAUCAUGCAGCGAAGGAGAUGGUUGAACGGCAGUUUCUUCGCUGCAAUUUACGCCCUGGCACAUUUUUACCAGAUCCAACGCACGGAUCACAGCUUCUUCAGAAAGAUAAUGUUCCUCAUCGAGUUCACAUACCAGACCAUCAACAUGAUCUUCGCAUGGUUCGCAAUUGGCAAUUUCUUCCUCGUCUUCCACAUCCUUACAAACUCUCUUGGCGAUAAACAACUUCUCUCCACGGCAGGCCAUAUUCUUGGAAUCGUUUUCGAAUGGGCGUACCUUGCCAUCCUCCUCACUUGCUUCGUCCUGGCUCUCGGCAACCGGCCCCAGGGUUCUAACAAGCUCUACAUGACUCAGGUAUAUUUUUGGUGCUGCAUAAUGGCUUACCUGUUAUUCGCCUCUGUCUUCAUUACUGUUCGCUCUAUCCAAAUCGAAACAGCAGAGAAAGGCUUCACCGUCAAGGACCUCUUCGCCAACCAGCUUUUCUUCACACUCAUCGUAUCCCUCCUCUCAACCUAUAUCCUCUACUUCGUCAUCUCCUUCCUCUUCUUCGACCCCUGGCAUCUCUUCACCUGCUUCAUCCAGUACCUCCUUCUAACCCCUACCUAUAUUAACAUCCUUAACGUCUACGCUUUCUGCAACACACACGACAUCACCUGGGGCACAAAAGGCGAUGACAAAGCCGAAAAACUCCCUUCCGCAACUCUCAAACCUGGCGGCAAAGUCGACGUCAAUAUCCCGCAAGAUGAUGGCGACCUGAACGCCCAAUACGACGCCGAAAUGCGUACUUUCGCUACAAAAGCCGCCAAAGAGGUCAAAGUCGUCAGCGAGGCGGAACACCAGGAGGACUAUUACAAAGGAUUCAGAAGUGCGGUUGUGCUGUGCUGGAUGUUUUGUAAUUUGGCGCUUGCUGCGGUGGUGUUGGGGGUCGGUGGGCUGGAGACUGUAAAGGUGGGCAAGGAGACGACGGAUGGGGCGCAGAGAAGUACGAUUUAUAUGGCCGUGGUGCUGUGGAGUGUGGCGGGGUUGUCCCUAUUUAGGUUUAUUGGGGCGGUGUGGUUUUUGAUUGUGAGAUUGUUCCGAGGAGUCUAG